Venturia canescens is the source of this 2365-nucleotide messenger RNA. Its product is annotated as putative fatty acyl-CoA reductase CG5065. NCBI's taxonomy places the organism in Eukaryota, Metazoa, Arthropoda, Insecta, Hymenoptera, Ichneumonidae. Gene Ontology annotation, biological process: long-chain fatty-acyl-CoA metabolic process. The transcript is spliced from 6 exons. The coding region runs from base 1 to 1542 and encodes 513 amino acids. Gene Ontology annotation, cellular component: peroxisome. The record is from RefSeq and is a predicted model, not a curated record. Gene Ontology annotation, molecular function: alcohol-forming very long-chain fatty acyl-CoA reductase (NADP+) activity.
AUGAAAGAAUACUCGAUAGAACGAUCUUUGGAUGGAGCGACGGUUUUAUUGACCGGCGUCACUGGUUUCGUUGGCGGAGCUCUUCUCGAACGAAUGCUGCGUCUCGAUCCUGGUCCUGAAAAAAUUUUCGUCAUUGUUCGACCGAAACGAGGCAUCGAGCCUCAGUCCAGACUCAAAAGCUUCUUACGAUCUCCUCUAUUCGGCAGCGUAAAAUCAAAAUCGUUGGAGAAGAUCGUGGUAAUACCGGGCGACAUAACGAGCGAGGGCCUCGAGUUGUCUGACCAAAAUCGGAAUCUACUGACGAGCACUUGUACUCACGUAUUUCAUUCGGCUGCUCUCAUCUCGUUCGCUGCCAAACUAGAAUUUGCGGUGAAGAUAAAUCUCCUUGGUACGCGAUAUGUGCUUCAGUUGGCGAAAAGAAUGACGAAUCUUCGAUCAAUGAUUCACGUAUCAACGGCUUACGUAAAUUGUACGAGAAACAGCGACGAAUAUCUCGAGGAAAGAAUUUAUCCAUCGAGAUUCGAUCCGACAGAAUUCACCGAUAUGAUCGAAAGAAUGUCCGAGGAGGAGAUAAAUUCGCGAAGCGAAGAAUUUCUGGGUGAUCACUCCAACGCUUAUACAUUUACGAAAAACAUGGCCGAAAACUUGUUGCAAGCGGAGAGAGGAAAAAUUUCAUUGUCGAUAAUACGACCGAGUAUUGUUUUGAAUUCUUGGAAAAAGCCAGUGAGCGGAUGGAUCGACAAUGUGAAAAACGGCGCAUGUGGAUUCAUCGCUGGAGCAGCGAGAGGAAUUUUUCGAACUUUCGAGGCCGAUCCAGACGCCCGACUCGAUAUUAUUCCAGUGGACAUGGUUGUAUCGACCAUUUUGACAGCAUCCGCGCACGCGACCGAAAAUCCUGGCGGAUUAACCAUUUAUCAUUGCACUUCGAGCAUUGAAAAUUCGACAAGCUGGUCCGAGUACUGCACCGAGAUCGUUAAAUACUCUCGUAAACAUCCGUGCAACCUCGUCGCGUGGUAUCCCGGAGCUCGUCCACGAAAGAAUAGAUUCCGGAACUUGGCUAUAUUUUACAUGUUCCACCUGUUUCCGGCUUACGUUUUUCAUUUUUUCUAUCAGUUCAGGCGACCUGGACGAAGACACGUAUUAUUGGCGGUUCAGCAGAAAUUUGCAAAAGCGGACGCGUACACGCGUUUCUUUGCUAUACGUCAAUGGAGUUUCUCGCGUCGUAACACGGUAACACUUGAGAAAGGACUUGCGUCACACGAGAGAGAAUCUCAUCCGAUGGAUCCAAACGAAAUAAAGUGGAACGAAUAUUUCGAGAUUUGCGUGCUCGGCUUGCGUCAAUAUUUUCAUAAAGAGGGAGCUACCACGAGCGAGCGAGCCAGGCGCCGGAUGACUGGGUUGAAAAUAAUCGCGGCCGUAGCACCAUUCCUGACUUUUCUCUUCUACUGGCAUCUCCUUCUCUCAUAUUUUCCUGACUUAUUCGACGUUCUCGCAGCUGCGUGCGUCGCUGGACUUUUAGUGUCGUUUUUGAAGUGGAUCUGAUCGAAACGACUUCCCAUGCAUAUGUUUUUAUCUCUUUUGAUAUAAAAAUUAUUUGUUGAAUAUUUUAUUCCGUAGGUACUUUUUAUCUCAUCCUUUUCGUACAUGUUCAAAACUUGCUCGGUUGCAUCGUGUCACCCGCCGUUACAAUUGCGAUUGUACGGACGUUCGAUCAAUUAAAUAAUAUUUAUUAUUCCGACACUCGCGCAUUCAUCAAUCCAGCAUAGGGGUGCGCAUAACAAAUGUUGUCGGUGUCAACAAUACCGGAUAUAAUGGGGCCAAAUCUCACAAUCAAAUUUUUCUUAGAACCGUCCAAGGCUGAACAUUUUACACUCGUAAUGUUUAUUACGAUUUUUUUUAAAGAGGAGAAAAACAUUUCCACUAAAGUAAACAGCCAGCUUACAAAGGCUGAAAAUUUUUCGAAAAACGGCUUUCUUCUAAUAAAGCGUCUACCAGCUCAAUAAAAAAAUCUUUGAAGAUAUUACGAGAUGGAAAAAAGGCUCAAUUUUUCCACUAAAAAUCAAGAUUUAUUACAUUUGAUUUCGAAACGAUUGAUUUUUCGUUUGAGAUCACCGAAACAAUAUUUAGCAAUUUUUGUGAUUUCUCGUUUUUUCAAAAAGACACAGCAACCUCUGCUUCUGGAAUGACGUGGAAAUUAAUAAUAAUAGAUACGCAAACGCCCGUCACACUAUAUGCCGACGUAUUUGUGCAAAUAAAAACAACUAUGUAGGAUUUUAUAUGCGCAACGACAAUUACUGCGGCAUAAAUAACGUCAAUGGAAAGUUUGUAAAAUUAAAAAAAAAUAAAAAAAAAAAAAAAAAACAGC